Molecule: messenger RNA, 309 nt
Organism: Racocetra fulgida
Lineage: Eukaryota; Fungi; Glomeromycota; Glomeromycetes; Diversisporales; Gigasporaceae
Source: the annotation of a GenBank genome assembly
AUGGAAGGUGAAGACAAAAUGCGCGAGAAUCGAUUUAAGGAAAUUAGUCGGGCUUACGGUGUUUUAUCGGACGAAGAAAAGAAAAGAGAUUACGAUAGUGGAGGGAUGGGUCACGAUAUUAACGAUAUUGAUGAAUUCCGGGCGGAGAUUAUUGCUGAUAUUGAGAAGAUUAUAACCGAAAAAAAUUUGACGGCGCAAGAUUUAGCAAAUUGCAAUAUGCCACCUAAUUGGAAAGAAAUUGUUAAUGCUACUGAGGUUAAAUCCGUGGUCAUGGGUUUGAUGGUUAGUGGUAUUGGUGGCAAUUUUUAG